CGGUGCCUCCCGGCGAUGCCGGCGCUGCCGGCGGUCCUGGCGCUCGUGGCCGCGGCGCUGCUGGCGCUGCUCGGGGCCCGGCGAGCGACCGCCCCCGGCGCCUGGUCCCCGCUGAAGCGCUGGGCCCUGGGCUGCCUCCUGCUCUGCCACGGCGCCUGGAGGCAGCGGGCGGCCGCAGGAGGCACCGCCGAGCCGCGCCGGCCGCGCCCGCUGCGCCCCGACCCGCAUGCUCUGGAUUCCGUGUACUUCACUGGCUUUGCAGAGACCAACAAGACCUUUGUGAUUGCUCGCCUUGCCAAACGUCCUGCGGGGAUGUGUGAGAUGUGGCUCUUCCUGAGGGUGGAGGGAAUAGGGGAGUUUGAACACCCACAACAUCCCAACAUGAUGGUGCCUGAUGAGUCUGAAGAGAUCUGGAGUGGAGGAGGGCUCACUAUUGAAUACUUGGAGCCCCAAAUGUGCUGGAAAAUAAGCUUUGAUGGAUUGCUCAGGAAAGGACCCUACAGACAGCAGUGGAGUGAAGAGGAAGGUGAACUUGUACCAGUUAAAUUCUCUUUGCAUUGGGAGAACUUCACAGAAGUUUUUAACUUUAAUGUUGACAGUCACCCCAGCACAUUUGCACGAGCUUUCGCCCAGGAACCCUGGACCAUCCAGUUCUUCCAGAGGGUCAAAAAACAAAGGGAACAACAUUCCCGACACGAGCAGUGGGGCCAGUCCGUGGGAGAAAUUGAAAUAGAAAAUCGUGAGAAAAUUGAACUUUCCCUCAAAGGGGUUCGGAGCCACUCUUAUGGUAUCAGGAACUGGGCUGAGAUUUACCGUUAUGUCAUGAUUUUGGCACACUUUGAAGAUGGGACUGCAGCACAUUUAACAGUUAUUAAUAUUCCAGCUACCACAACUAACCUCACUGUAGGUUAUGUGUUUUUCCCUGAUGGGAGGAAGGCUGGCAUUGAGUGGUCCAACGCCUCUCUGGCUGAGAUGGCUGAGGAUGGUGUUAUCCAGGAUGAGUAUGGAGUCAGUUUUACUGCUGGUGGCAAGGACUUUGCUGUCUCUGCAGUGCUGGAUAAGCAGACCUGCCCCGUGGUGUUCAAUGGCCUGGUGGGAAGUGGCGUUUUCCAUGAGUGCAUUGCAGAUUUCCGACUGGAUGGGUCAACACAAGGCUGGGGCUUGGUUGAAUUUUAUUACAGGGACGAGGCCGCCCAGCUGGUUCCGAAUUUGCAGCUUGGUCCCAAAACUUAAGGACCUCACCCUGCCACUGAUGCCUCUCUCCCCCAUGAUCAUCUACAAGCUUGUCCCAGCAAUGUUAGCAAGCAGCAGCUUUCCAAAAAAGUAUUAUUCUCUGCAAAACGCACUGGUUUGAGUGCGGAACUCGUCACCGGAUGCCGUGGAGGUCGGGGGUAUAAAAGGAUUUGGAGAGAAAUGAGAUAUAUUUUUAUUAGAGCAGUUCUUAAUGGUUGCUAACCAUGGUGGUCUGGAGGCAGUUUAAAGGAGAGCUCUGAGCAGCUGAUUGCAGGAGGAGUGCUCUGGGAGGGAUCACCCCACGCUCUGUCCCUUGGUGUUGUUCCUAAACUGCAGCUGCUCCCAAACUGCAGCUGCUCCCCACCAUAAAGCCCAGGACCCCAGGCUGUGUGGAUCUCUGACCCAACUUAGCACCUCUUCUGUUCUUUCAGGUUUGUUUUUGAAAUAAAAUCUGUAUCUUUC
Molecule: messenger RNA, 1695 nt
Organism: Neopelma chrysocephalum (saffron-crested tyrant-manakin)
Lineage: Eukaryota; Metazoa; Chordata; Aves; Passeriformes; Pipridae
Exons: 11
Coding region: 16-1233 (405 amino acids)
Source: RefSeq, a predicted model, not a curated record